Molecule: messenger RNA, 2874 nt
Organism: Actinia tenebrosa (Australian red waratah sea anemone)
Lineage: Eukaryota; Metazoa; Cnidaria; Anthozoa; Actiniaria; Actiniidae
Biological process (GO): negative regulation of DNA-templated transcription
Cellular component (GO): nucleus
Molecular function (GO): chromatin binding; RNA binding; histone binding
Source: RefSeq, a predicted model, not a curated record
GUGAGUUUGAAGGUUUGGCGUUCCAAGUCGUUAAACAAGGAACCAAAAUAUUCGAAAAGCUUCUUCACCCAGGUUUUAACAAGUAGUUAGAGAUAACUUAAAAUAAAACCAGCACAAAGAUUUAGCAUCAUCAUGGCAACUGUUGCUAAGGAAGAAGAAAAACAACUCCAACAGCAUUCAGAUAAGAUAACGAUUCAGCGUGACCGGAGCGGACAUUAUGGACUUCACAUCAGUAAUAUCUCAGCAGAAAUAAACGAGAUGGACUUACGCUCCUUAUUUGAGAGUUCAGGAUUCGUAAAGAUAUGCAAAAUUAUCAAAACCUAUGAUAACGAUAGAGUAGCAUUUGUAAAGUUUUUAGAUCAGGAAGAAGCAGUUCGAGCUUUGAACAAGUUAAAUGGCACUAAACUUGGUGGUAGUAUUAUCACCGUAAGGCCAGCUUAUGAGUCUCAGAAGUCUAGAGGAAAUAGGUAUUACAAAGAACGGACUAACAGCUCCGAGUCUCUUUCAAAAUCAAGGGAUAGAAAAGGGCACCAGAAUCAUUCCGGUAAUGAAAGAACAAGCCCAAAAGAUGAAAAGACAGUAAAUGAACAGAAACAUCUCCGUAAGGAUGAGAAUUGUGAUGUGUUUUAUACAUCACAAGAUGUUAGGCAUACUAACAAUACUUCGGAUAUGAGUUCUGCGCCGACAAGUUCAUCUGGGAAAAAUGGUGUUCAGAAUAUACCGGGAACGAAAUCCAUUGAAAAUACCAGUACACAACUAGUGUAUUCAAUAGCUACAGGCUCUUCUGGAGAAAACUAUGUGCAGAGUGCAGUGCGAUCUAGAUCUUCUGAUUUGGCACAGAGCAAUGGCACGCCACAGUCGUAUUCACAAAGACCAAAUACAGCCCAAAGAUUUGCAGGACCACAGGGGAAUCAUCCUGUAACAAGUAGUAACUCAUCCCAAAUGUUCUCUACUGGAAGGCCUUCUCCUUCAAGGGGAUGUAGUUAUCAAAACUCAUCUAUAACCAGCCCUAGACUAGUAGCAACAGCCAAUAACGAUGCACAAAAUGGAUAUAAUUACCCUGGUGGAGUAAACAACAACUAUUAUCAUAGCUUAUCAAAUAAAACCCAAACAGGUAACCCGUACACAAUGCACAAUGGAACACCCAGUUCACAAUUUAGUCCAACAUGUGAGAUUUCAAAGCCCAUGAGAGAUUUGAGCCUCUCAAAUCCUGGUUCGAUGUACGGCCCUUCUAAUGUUUCAAAAUGGUCCGUAAAAGAUGUAAUCAAUCAUUUUAACAUCCAAGAAGAAUGUUCUAAAAGUAUGGUUGAUUUUCUAGAGGAGCAAGAAAUUGAUGGGAAUGCGCUCAUGUUAUUGGAACAGGAUUCACUUCUUCAUUUCAUGAAGCUUGGGCCAGCUUUAAAGCUGUUAAACUUACGAGAUAAGCUAAAACAUUGAGUUUUGUAUAUAUGACUUUUCUUGUUCCAUGCAAUGUGCCUCAUAGACUGCAUUAUUCAGUUUGUUAUUGGAUAGUUGGUUGUUUCAAAAUCAAAAUUACACUCAAAUUAUAGCAAGCUACUACAGACUUGUAAGACUCCAUGUUUAUCAGUCGGUUGUGUUUAGUUGGAAUGUAGUUGAGCUUAUCGUUACUGCUUGUUUUAUGUUUCUAUGACCUAACCAACUACAAAAUGUUAGGAGCUGUUUGGUGUUUUGGCUACCACCAUUCAAAUUUACAGCUGUACUUCCUGACUCUUGAGUCAGUUAGGUCACAGAAACAUGAAACAGGCUGUAAUCUGCAAAUUUUGCUCUGUUUCAACUGUUUAUCAUUUUUCAUCAUAUCAAACAUAGGCCAUUUCUGGGUUUGAUAAGCAGGAUGCAAAGGUGGUCUAGCUUCGGUACAACAUAAACCAUGUAAAACAUGAUGAACAAAAGAUGUUUGUACUGAAUCUACACCACAAUGUGCCUUGUUCACUAUCUGAGAAAAAGUCUAUGCCAUAGAGUUCAAGACUUGAACUUAUUUUUGAAUACAUUAACAGAACAUUUAAAAUGAAUAUUGAAUGGAAAAAUCAAAUAACCAAUUGUAUGUUGCAUUCUAGGGGACAUGCUUCAUAUUAUUCCACUGUUAAAUCUUGUCCCUCAAACAAUCCCAUGAUGCUCUGCAAGAGGCCAUACUCGAGUGCUUGCAAAAGGACACUAGAAAUUUUAGAUAAAUGUAUUUUUCAUUAGUUACACAGUUUCUAAAUUUCAAAGUCAACUUUUUAUGACUUUUAGUGGCUUAAAGAUUAUUAUUAAUUCGGUGGGUUCUCCAUGCAUUACUUUGUGUAUAUAUUGUUGUGUUUACCAAUAUUAAGAAGCUACAUAUGGAUCUUUGCAACUCAAACCAAGAAUCUUUAUCUCGAGGGACUAACACAUGGUCUGAAAUGGUAAAGAAUAAUAAUAUAGCUAAAGACUCUAGUCUAUUACUGCCCAAAAUUCAUUAAAGUUUCUGUUUUUGAAUGGUUUUUAUAAGUAGUGUGUUAUGUGCUGUACUGUCAACACUUCACAAGUUUUUAAGUUUUCUUUGACACCUUGUCAACUUUGAAUACUCCUUAUUGCUAACCAUUAGGCCGUUUGCAUGAAGGCGUCGUUUUAUUAACACUACCAAAAUGCUUUGCAAAUUAUGUUAUUGAAAUUUCUAUUUCCUCAUGAGAAUAGUGACAAACUUCACUUUGAUGUUUUUAAAGGCAGAGAAUUGAAAUGUUAAAGUAUUCAUGGUACAACACGUUGCACUGUAAAAUUUAGCUACCUGGAAAAAACUUAAUUCACUGAAGUUUUCRAAGUUAAUUGGAAAAAAAUGAAGUUUCACUCUGUUGCUUUAUUGGUUAAGUAAGAACGUUUCUCAAAGAUGUGUAAUAA